Meleagris gallopavo (turkey) is the source of this 766-nucleotide messenger RNA. RefSeq names its product small integral membrane protein 8 (gene SMIM8). The record is from RefSeq and is a predicted model, not a curated record. Lineage: Eukaryota; Metazoa; Chordata; Aves; Galliformes; Phasianidae.
GUCGCUCUCCGCUGUGAGGGGAGCGGCUGAGGCAGCGCUCCCGGGCCUCGCUCCUUGCGGGGUUUCUCUCGGAAGCCUGUCGCAGCCGAAAGGCCUCUCUCGUGUGCUGCAUCCCUGUAGCGCCCUGUGCCUGCUGGGCUGCAUUAGAGCUCCUGGUCGCCGUAGCUCAAGUGUCCUUCGUCAUCCCUUGUGUGUGAAAAUGAGACUAGAGCCUUCGGGUGUGGUGGUGACCACACGACUAAGGGAAGAAGGCUGUUCCGUCACGUGAAGUAUUCAUCAUCAUCAGUUGAAAUGUCUUCCAGCAAAACUCCGAAUGAAAAUGAAACGCCCAAAGAGAGAAAUCCAGGACUGAGGGCUGUCCGGACAACCAGUCUGUUCCGAGCUGUAAACCCAGAGCUUUUCAUUAAACCCAACAAACCUGUGAUGGCAUUUGGACUCGUAACAAUUACCCUCUGCGUGGCCUACCUUGGUUAUUUGCAUGCUACAGUAGAGAAUAAAAAGGAUCUCUAUGAAGCGGUUGACAGUGAGGGGUCCAGAUAUAUGAGGAGAAAAACUUCCAAGUGGGACUGAUGACAUAAGGAAGAAAAUAAGCAAAUCAGCCACAGAACUCAAGGCUGAAAACUACUGUUUUUCCUCUGUCUGUUAAAAUCAUGGUUAAGUCUUUCUUGUGCCUUUUAAUCCAGUAUAAAUUUCAUUAUAAAAUACCAUGGCUGUACAAAUAAAUUGUAAUUAAGAUACAUACAAACAUAAAAUUGAUUUUAAGGAU